AUGGACGUCAACUGUACAUUGAUUGAGUGCCUGGACGCGAAGGACAACAAGCGUGUUCUUUUUAACUUCCUCAUUCUUGACGCCCCAUCACCGAGUAGCCUACCAGCAUAUCUGAAAGCACUGCAACGGCGGCAGGUGCGUCACCUUGUACGUGUGUGUGGUCCGACAUACGACGCCACCCUCGUCGAGAAAAAUGGCAUUGAGGUGCACAGCUGGCCCUUCGACGACGGUGCGCCGCCCCCGCGUGGGGUGUUGGAAUCCUGGUUCCGUUUGCUGGACACCGAAAAGGCCCAUCUUGAUUCUGGCGACAUCAAACAGCCGGCCACUAUCGCAAUCCAUUGCGUCGCUGGACUCGGCCGGGCCCCGAUCCUCGUUGCUGUGGCGCUUGUGGAGUACGGCGGCUUAGCUCCACUUGACACCAUAACGCUCAUUCGUGAGCGGAGGCGUGGGGCGAUCAACCAAACGCAGAUGCACUGGCUUGUAAAGUACAAGAGACGUGGUGGUAAUGGGGGAGGUUGCGCCAUCAUGUAA
Messenger RNA from Trypanosoma brucei brucei TREU927, 531 nucleotides. Its product is annotated as protein tyrosine phosphatase, putative. Bases 1 to 531 code for a protein of 176 amino acids. Gene Ontology annotation, cellular component: nucleus. The record is from RefSeq and is a predicted model, not a curated record. NCBI's taxonomy places the organism in Eukaryota, Euglenozoa, Kinetoplastea, Trypanosomatida, Trypanosomatidae. The transcript has a single exon. Gene Ontology annotation, biological process: protein dephosphorylation. Gene Ontology annotation, molecular function: phosphatase activity.